CGCGGGCUUACUGGAUGUUGUCUGUGGACGUGUCUCGUCUCCCCCCGUAGCUCCUGAUCCAAGAUUUUUUCGUCAUGCCUCCUAAGCGUGGAAAAGAGAAGAAGUCGACAGAGAAGAAAACGUUUUGCCUCCUGCGAUGGAUCGAAGAUGAGACUGUCAGCGUACUCCCCGUUACAGCUGCGAAGACUGGGCAAAAGGUUUACCCAGGAGUUUACGGAGAUUUCAAGUGGCUAAAGAAAGUUUAUGAGGCGCAAGUGUUAAAGGUUUCGGAUGACCGCCAGGCUCUAUUGAGGGACUGUGACCGCCUAGUUAAAAUGGAUAUUACUAGUGAAGAGAUACUGAAUGAAGUGGAGACUAUUGAGACUGUCGACAGCACAACGGAUGUAGAACCAUCUCCUGCCAAAAAGCCACGGACAGCAAAGUGUGAUAAAAUGGCCCGCAUGACUGCUGCGAGAGGAAGGGCCAAGGCACUACUUUCCUCACUGGACUCCGAUUCUGAUGAUGAUGUACACAAAGGGGAGAAAAUGCCGAAGAAAGAAUAUGUGGACCCAGAUUCUGGUGGAUACAGGAGGAAAAAAAAGUUGAAGACAUUCCAAAGAGAAAAUGAUGACUAUGACUCAUACAUUGAGGAAGACGAUCAUAAGAGAGUGCUGGAGGCUGAAAUUAAAAUGUUGAAAGAGAAACUUGCUAAACGGAAUAAGUCAGUUUCACCUCCUGCAGUGAAUGUAACUAAUAACACCAUUCGAAAUUCUAGUUUUGAGGCUUUACAGAAGAUUACUAUUCCAGGCUCUGAUGUUGAACCUGCUAAAGUGUCUAUGGAUAUAACACCAUCCUCUAGCCCAACCCCCCAGCCUUAUAAGCGUUUAAGUGAAGCGGGAACAAGUCAUUCACCAACAGGACUGGGCAUGAAGGGUAUUAGACCUUCAUCAGCCGGACCAGCUAGGAUGGGUACUAGUCCUGCGUCUAGUCAAGUUUAUAAGGUUCAACCUAAAGCUAUUGAACUUGUGCCAGGAUAUGGGGUUUUUCUAACACAGAAACAGUUAGACAUGGCAGUGGAUGGAGCAAAGAACAGUCCCACGAGACUGAUCAGGAAUUUGAUGAACGUUUUCUUCACUCCUGAAACUUUGGCAACGUCAAGUGCCUGUGGAACAAGGAAACACAAGGCGCUAGAUGGAGAUAUUGUGCAAGCAUGCAUACAUUUUGUGAGAAGCCAGUUCGAGCAUGUUUCAAAAAGUACUCUGGUGGACUGCAUAAAUGAUAAAUGUGCGAAUUACAGAAGAAAGCAAUGACUGAUCAACUAGAACCUUUUUGUCACUUAAUAAUAUAUCAGUGGAACCUUUCAUUAUCACUUUAUCUUUGUACAUUCAUCACUGACCUUCAUUAUCACUUUCUUUGUACAUUUAUCACUGAUCUAUGUAAAUUCUUUGCCGUAGCGGACCAUGUGCGCUAAAACUGACAUUGUUAAUACAACAAGGUUGUUGCAAGCAUGUGACCUGUACAGGCAUGGUACAACCAAUGUGACAAUCUUGUCACAACCUUGUUACUACCUACUGACAGUUCCAAAUCCAAAGUUGUUUCAAUCCAAUUUCAAGGUUGUUACAAGGUUGUUACAAUUGCUUGUUACAAUCUUGUCACAACCAAUCUCGCAUGGU
Molecule: messenger RNA, 1652 nt
Organism: Geodia barretti
Lineage: Eukaryota; Metazoa; Porifera; Demospongiae; Tetractinellida; Geodiidae
Source: the annotation of a GenBank genome assembly